Molecule: messenger RNA, 2342 nt
Organism: Rhineura floridana
Lineage: Eukaryota; Metazoa; Chordata; Lepidosauria; Squamata; Rhineuridae
Gene: EFHB
Product: EF-hand domain family member B
Exons: 13
Coding region: 115-2148 (677 amino acids)
Molecular function (GO): calcium ion binding
Source: RefSeq, a predicted model, not a curated record
AACCUUGAGUGGCCAUUCCUUCCCCGUUGCUAGGCUACCCGCGAAAACAUCCACUUUCCUGAAGCGGCUGACCUCUCCGCUACCUUCCUUCGCCAGCGGGUCCCUCCCGCCAGGAUGGUGGGAGGGAUCCCAGCCAAGGGGAUCGUCAGGCAAGCUUAUCCGGGAAAGUUUGUCGACCGAUUUCCCGAGCUCCCGACAGUGAGUUUUCUUAGCGCACACAAAACUUGCCAUCUCUCCCUCUUCCCCACACCCACUACGCUUUAUAAAGAUGCCUCAUUGACAGUCGCUCGUCCCUUCCACUGCCUUUCCUCCGAUUCCUCAAACAACUCCAGACGCCGGCAUGGACAAGGACGGCUCGUUUGGGUAGCACUCUGUGAAACCUUGGCGAACUACUGCUGGUCAGAAGGCUUAGUCAUGUGUAAUCCUAAAUAUGCGUGCUCAGAAGCUGGAAAGCUGAUAUCAGUUGGAGAAACAGUUGGUGGUUGUCUCACUGAAACUUAUCGGCCAAUUACUCCACUUGUUGUAAAAAAGUUUCGAGACACCAGCAAUCCUCCUACUGGUGGGGAAAGAAUAUUUUAUGGCCGAGCAAAUGAUCCUGAUAUUGUAUCACAUUUGACACAUGGGAUAAAAUCCAUCAAGUCACACUCUGUAGCAUCCCUGGCAAAUCCACCUCCGAAAACCUGCUUUCAGCAGAAACUUAAAGAGAAGAAAGAAUCUAUUUACUUAAGCACUCGUGAAAUACCUCUUGGGAGAUCCCAUGAUCAGUCAUUAAGAUUACCCAAAGGCCUGGAUGUGACUAACACUCGAUUUGGAGUAACAACCCUCAGAGAGGGUCCUGGUGGAGAGGUUAUAAACCCACCAAAGACGUUUGAUGAAGUCCAAAGGGAUGCAGAACAAGGACAUGAAUUAUAUGUUGUAACGCACAAUGAUUAUCAUGUUGGGGAGCCAAUGAAUAGAAAAUAUAACCCAUCUACAUUCAGCAGAUUAAAUCUUUAUGGAAAGGAAACACCACACUUCAAUGAUGGACGAAAUGUAGCUAGAACUUUACGCUGGCUCCAUGAUCUACAGAUGAAGAAAUCAGCAAAAAUAGUGUCUAAGAUCAGUGAUGAUUUCAAGGAAAAAUUUCAGCCCCAGCUUGGAAAAGUCCUUGAUCCCAUAGCAGAUACUCUCAAUGUUCCUCCAGACCAUACAUUUGGAGUGCUUGUUCGUCCUGAAGAAUACGGUGCUGGGGACCUUCUUCACUAUAGACUUCCUAGUGAAUUCCUCCGUGGUAAAGACAGAGAGCGGGCCGUCUUCACUGCAAUUCGUCAGCAUUUGAAGAAAGCUAAUUACCACAACUUUGACACAUUAUUGCAAGCAUUCAGGCAUUAUGAUAAGGAUGGUGAUCGGAAAAUAAGCAGAGAUGACUUGAAAAAGGCCUGCUUUCAGUUUAAUCUGGACUUGGAUGAAGAGCUCCUGGAUGCUUUAUUUAAUUACUGUGAUUUGGAUAAAGAUGGUUUUAUAAACUAUCUGGAGUUUGUGAACUUCCUUAACUGGAAAGACAAAAUGUCUGUUCGAGAGUAUGAAGAAAAAAUAAUCACAAAAGGUAAAAGGCUAGGUCCCUUUGACCUCAUUCCACCAGAAGGUGCAGAAGCCAAAGCGGAUGAAGAGGCUGUGCUGAAGAAGCAAGACAUAGUACUAAAGGAACCGGGAAGCACAGAAAAGACACCCAGAACACUUUCAAGACAAACAGAUCGUGUAUUUUCUGACUACCGCACAACCUCUUCUCAAUAUAAUGCAGUUGUAGGAGGCAUUCCCUCAGCAUAUUACCCACUAUUUGGUGUUCCAAGUGUUCGUGCAGACAUUCCUGCCCCUCGAUUUCGCCGCAUCAGUGACAACACCAAUUAUGGCGAUCAAGCCUCUACUUAUGCACUGUUAUACCCCUCUAUCUAUAGUAAUAAAGGAGUGUAUGAGAAAGACUUCUUCAAGAUAAGAUCAAAAGAAGAGAUUGCACGCAUUUUGCGCAACAUUGGCGUGAGCCUUUCGGAUGAAAGUUUUGAUGAAGUGUGGAGGCAGGCCUGCCUGAAAGAUCACAGAGGAGAAGUUUGUGUAGAAUCCAUCAGAAAUGUCCUGGAUGAGAUGCAGGCAGCACACAUCAAAAGCAGAUAGUGAUGGUUCUUUGUGCUCUGUGGUUUUAAAUUGAUUUCAUUUGAGGUAGUAUAUUAUCCCUAUAUGAAGUGGAUUCUCCCUUUAUGACUUGGUUUGCAAAAAAAGAAAGAAUGCAGUGCAUAUAAAUGUGUAUUUACUGAAAAUAAAAAACAGUCCUUUUUUAACAGUGAGAACCACUUAAAAGAUGAUCUGAC